AAUCUAACCUAAAAACGCCAAAGUUUCGUCCCUACAACUGCAAGUUGUAAGUGUACUCCAACUCCAAUGUGACUUUGUGACGAUAUAUUUACGCUUCGAUCAGAUUGAACAAGUUUUGUUUAAUAUACACGUAAAGAUUUCAUAUUUUAAAAGCAAAGUGUAUUUACUUGAUCUACAAUUCCUUGAAAAGCAUGUCGACAUUUACUUUUGGAUCGCCUUCGACAACAAACAAUACAAACUUCGGAUUUGGACAAAAACCAGCAACAGGUUUUAAUUUAACUAGCGUACCAUUUGGUUCGACUACACCCGCAUCUACGCUGUCUUUUGGAGCUUCCACGAUACCAGCAACAACUAGUAGUCUAAGUUUUGGGUUCAAUAGCACCCCUGGAAUUUCCACCCAAGCACAAUCGAGCAACCUAGUUUUAGGAUCUAAUGUAGCAGCCACAACAACUGCUACUAGCUUAUUUCCAACUGCUACUACUAGCACGUCGCUAUUCAGCAAUCUUUCUUUUGGGGCACCUGCAGCAAGUACUAGUUUAGCAUUUGGUACUCCAAGUAAUACAUCUACCACUGGGAAUCUUACAUUUAGCGCACCUACUACUACAACACCACUUUUUGGUGGAUCUAUUACCAGUGGUGGUUUAUUAGGAUCCAAGCCACUUACCAGUACUAGUGUUACAACCACCACGAAUAAAGGCCUAGGAGGUUUAGAUGUAUCGGUAAGCAAUAAAGGUCUUUCGCAAGGAAGCAAUAGUCCAGCUACUACUAAAGACAAUGUUUGGCCACCGGAAUUAAUGCAGACAAUAGACAAAUUCAAAGAGUUUGUGAAAGAACAGAAGGUGUUGUCUUCGGAUAUAGCAAGGGGUUCUGCGAGACCGCUAAAUCGAUGCGCAGAAGAUACAACUUUGUUAAUGGAAAUGUUAACGACGUUAGCUGGUUCUGUCCAAAGAGAUCGUUCUUCGGCUGAUAAAUUAAAGCAAGAUACAGCGAGAGCAUUACAAAACGCAGAAAUAGCACAAAGGACACACGAUACUCCAUUAGGAUUACAAUAUGAAAAUAACGCGCCAUUGUUAUUUUUCAUGGAAUUAGUUGAUAAUUUUGAACACGAUUUAAUGCUGUUUAGGUCUCAAAUUGAAACAACAGAGAAGCAUAUACAAGCAAUGAUGACUCCGAAAACUUUAACACCGCAAGAAUUAACAAUGGCUAUGAGUAAACUUCACGAGUCCCUGGUAGCUGUUGCUGGUAAAUUACAAGGAGUGCAUUCUAAAGUACAGCAACACAAGGAACAGUAUCUGAAUUUUAGGAAGUAUGUUUUGAAAGACAAUACAAAUGUUUUCGAAGAUGUUAAAACGGACGGGAAAACAUUUCGACAUAACUUCGGAAAAAUUACAAGUGGUCCGACUCCAUUUGGACCUGGAAACAAAAGCUUUCUUUCGUCGACAGCUUUGAACUCUAACAGACCGGGAACUUACGAAACUCGAAAUCCAUUAGUUUGGGGAAAUGCGAUACCAACAUCAUCUGCUACUAACAUUAAUCUAGGCCCAUCAUUGAAACCGCCAACUGCAAGUUUGACUUUUAAUAUUCCAACAAACCUUACUGCACCUUUACCAACAAGCGAGUCGAGUACGAGUUUUCAACUUCAGAAACCUCCCGUUGGUAAUAAAAGAGGAAAACAUUAAACGGUAUUUCUCUCGAUAUCACUUGAAAUAAUGUUCUCUACUAUACUUUUUGUUACGUUGCGUAGAAUUAAUUUGUUUAUUUAAUUGAAAAAAGGUUUUUACCUGCGCGAUAAAAAUAUAACAACAAAUUAUUUUUUUUUUAUUCGAUGUAUAAUUGUAAUUCGAAUGGGUUUUAUUGAGUACGUGUUUUAUACGCACAGUGAUAAAUGUCACAAACAUAUUUAAAAAUACAUUGUCAUUUUACUAAUUGUUUUAUUAAUAAUUGCUGAGUAGCAUACCGUUUUCUAUGAGAAUCUAUUAUUGUGUAAGUUGUAUCCUAACGUCUAAGCCCCCCUUUCAGGAUGAAUUCAACGGUUUAGGGAGUCUUUUAGCUUAGAUCUUGACAAAAAUUGAUUUUCUUUUUAUUUACAAUCUCUUAAAAUUUUUGAUAGCAUUUGUACAUGGAAGAAAUCUUUAUGGAUUAAAUAAUCAGUAUUUUUUAUAUCUCGAAAGUGAUGGAUUUCUUUCGUCAAUUUUACGAUAACUAAGCCGAAAAAUCUCUCAUAAACGGUGAAACAAGUUCUAAAGCUUUUUCGAUCAUUGUUGGAAUAGCAUGUUGUUUUAAUACGAGUAAGUUGUAUUUACUUAUACAUGUGUAUUGUUUCUUAAUUGUAAUAAACUGAAUUUAUUUAUAGAA
Messenger RNA from Hylaeus volcanicus, 2355 nucleotides. It is a transcript of the gene Nup58, whose product is annotated as nuclear pore complex protein Nup58. The record is from RefSeq and is a predicted model, not a curated record. NCBI's taxonomy places the organism in Eukaryota, Metazoa, Arthropoda, Insecta, Hymenoptera, Colletidae. Gene Ontology annotation, biological process: nucleocytoplasmic transport. The coding region runs from base 192 to 1679 and encodes 495 amino acids. Gene Ontology annotation, molecular function: structural constituent of nuclear pore. Gene Ontology annotation, cellular component: nuclear pore. The transcript has 7 exons.